This is a messenger RNA of Carassius auratus (goldfish), 1368 nucleotides long. RefSeq names its product coiled-coil domain containing 197 (gene ccdc197). The record is from RefSeq and is a predicted model, not a curated record. NCBI's taxonomy places the organism in Eukaryota, Metazoa, Chordata, Actinopteri, Cypriniformes, Cyprinidae. The transcript has 9 exons. The coding region runs from base 252 to 1334 and encodes 360 amino acids.
UCAGAUGGAGCCCAGCACGGGUCAGAGGUCGCGUGCUUCAGAGAAUCAAGGAUAACCUACUGAUAUACCGUUCAUUUGUUAUUGUGUAGAGCCGUGCUGAUGACGCGACACGAACACUUCCGCUCAGUUACUAUGACAACAUCGCGCGUCCGGUCUCCGAGCAACAGAAGCGCGUUCGGUUCAGCGAGCUCCGUCGCCGUUCCUCCGUGUUUCUCCGUGUUUCCGGUCGUAGCGCUGCUCGUAAAGCACUCAUGGAUUCCGCUGCUCUGAAAGCAGACGCUCUUCUGAAGCUGGAAGUCGAACACAAAAAGAAAAACGUGUUUGUAACGCAGCUGGAGGAGCACAGAGAGCAGAUCGAGGAGCACAUCAAGCUCAUCCCGGUGAUAACAGAGUCCUCCAGCGGGCUCCUGGACACCGGCGUCCACACGCUGCAGACCACACUAGUCCUGAAGAAGCGCUCUGAGGUGGACGCAGUGGACACACGGCUGAUGGACACACGGCAGGAGGUUCAGAGGAGCAUGAAGACCCUUCAGCAGAGACGAGCCCAGCUCCAGCAGAGACAGACGGAGACCAAACACAGGGCAGCAGAGUUUGAGAGGUUUGUGGAGGAGAACGAGGUGAAACGCCGCCGUGCGCUCAAGAAAUACCAGACGGAGAGAGAGCAGAAUGAAGUGAGAGAACAGGAGAAAGCUGAACUCUCCAAACAACUCCAGGACUUACAAACCAGGCGUCUGUCUUUACAAGAGCGAGUCAACAAAUACAAGAUAUUCGAGGAGUUUCUGAUGAAAACUCUGGAUUUACUUCCAGACAAGUAUGUGGGCUGCGGGACGGACCUGGUGACGCCCAUCAUCAGACGCUACGAGACGCUGACCGUCAGCCGACAGGACCUCCUGCAGCAGCUGUCCAGCCUGACGGACGAGAUGAAGUCCAGCCAGAACCACAUGGAGUCCCUCAGACAGGAACACAACACCUUUAAACUGAUGACCAACCAGGAGCUGUCCGAGCGGCAGACACAGCUGGAUCAACUCAAAGAGAGGAACAAACAGCUGGAAAUGAUGCUCCACAUGCACCUGGGCCAGUCCAGAGACCAGGUGGAGGAGGUCGGGAACAUAUUGAUCGCGGUGAAGAACCUGGCGGAGCAGUGUUAUCUGAGUCACUACGGAGCUCUAGACCUCAUGGACACCUGCACCAUGAUGGACAUGAUAAAGGAAUUCAUCUUGGAGAAAGCUGACAUGGAGAGGAGAGCCAUGAGACUCGUGGCCAGCAGCGGUGCGACUGUGAAGAAGACGUCCAGCAGGAGCCGAGCGCUGACCGCCCUGAAGACCCCGCCGUAGACCGGUCCGACCCCCAGCACACUCCAGCUCGGUC